Macaca mulatta (Rhesus monkey) is the source of this 2576-nucleotide messenger RNA. It is a transcript of the gene EGR1, whose product is annotated as early growth response 1. Gene Ontology annotation, biological process: regulation of transcription by RNA polymerase II. Gene Ontology annotation, molecular function: RNA polymerase II cis-regulatory region sequence-specific DNA binding; DNA-binding transcription factor activity, RNA polymerase II-specific. Lineage: Eukaryota; Metazoa; Chordata; Mammalia; Primates; Cercopithecidae. The record is from RefSeq and is marked provisional.
ACCGGCCCCUGUCCCAGCCUCCGCAGCCGCGGCGCGUCCACGCCCGCCCGCGCCCAGGGCGAGUCGGGGUCCCCACCUGUGCGCUCCUCAGUGUGCCCCGCGCCCCGCAUGUAACCCGGCCAGGCCCCCGCAACUGUCCCCCGCAGCUCCAGCCCCGGGCUGCGCCCACCCGCCCCGACACCAGCUCUCCCGCCCGCUCGUCCAGGAUGGCCGCGGCCAAGGCCGAGAUGCAGCUGAUGUCCCCGCUGCAGAUCUCUGACCCGUUCGGAUCCUUUCCUCACUCGCCCACCAUGGACAACUACCCUAAGCUGGAGGAGAUGAUGCUGCUGAGCAACGGGGCUCCCCAGUUCCUCGGCGCCGCCGGGGCCCCUGAGGGCAGCGGCAGUAACAGCAGCAGCAGCAGCGGGGGCGGUGGAGGCGGCGGGGGCGGCAGCAACAGCAGCAGCAGCAGCAGCAGCAGCAACACCUUCAACCCUCAGGCGGACACGGGCGAGCAGCCCUACGAACACCUGACCGCAGAGUCUUUUCCUGACAUCUCUCUGAACAACGAGAAGGUGCUGGUGGAGACAAGUUACCCCAGCCAAACCACUCGACUGCCCCCCAUCACCUAUACUGGCCGCUUUUCCCUGGAACCUGCACCCAACAGUGGCAACACCUUAUGGCCCGAGCCCCUCUUCAGCUUGGUCAGUGGCCUCGUGAGCAUGACCAACCCACCAGCCUCCUCGUCCUCAGCACCAUCUCCAGCGGCCUCCUCCUCCUCCGCCUCCCAGAGCCCACCCCUGAGCUGUGCAGUGCCAUCCAACGACAGCAGUCCCAUUUACUCAGCUGCACCCACCUUCCCCACGCCGAACACUGACAUUUUCCCUGAGCCACAAAGCCAGGCCUUCCCGGGCUCAGCAGGGACAGCGCUCCAGUACCCGCCUCCUGCCUACCCUGCCGCCAAGGGUGGCUUCCAGGUUCCCAUGAUCCCCGACUACCUGUUUCCACAGCAACAGGGGGAUCUGGGCCUGGGUACCCCAGACCAGAAGCCCUUCCAGGGCCUGGAGAGCCGCACCCAGCAGCCUUCGCUCACCCCCCUGUCUACUAUCAAGGCCUUUGCCACUCAGUCGGGCUCCCAGGACCUGAAGGCCCUCAAUACCAGUUACCAGUCCCAACUCAUCAAACCCAGCCGAAUGCGCAAGUACCCCAACCGGCCCAGCAAGACGCCCCCCCACGAACGCCCUUACGCUUGCCCGGUGGAGUCCUGUGAUCGCCGCUUCUCCCGCUCUGACGAGCUCACCCGCCACAUCCGCAUCCACACAGGCCAGAAGCCCUUCCAGUGCCGCAUCUGCAUGCGCAACUUCAGCCGCAGCGACCACCUCACCACCCACAUCCGUACCCACACGGGCGAGAAGCCCUUCGCCUGCGACAUCUGUGGGAGAAAGUUUGCCAGGAGCGAUGAACGCAAGAGGCAUACCAAGAUCCACUUGCGGCAGAAGGACAAGAAAGCAGACAAAAGUGUUGUGGCCUCUUCGGCCACCUCCUCUCUCUCUUCCUACCCAUCCCCGGUUGCUACCUCUUACCCGUCCCCGGUUACUACCUCUUAUCCAUCCCCGGCCACCACCUCAUACCCGUCCCCUGUGCCCACCUCCUUCUCCUCUCCCGGCUCCUCAACCUACCCAUCCCCUGUGCACAGUGGCUUCCCCUCCCCGUCGGUGGCCACCACGUACUCCUCCGUUCCCCCUGCUUUCCCUGCCCAGGUCAGCAGCUUCCCUUCCUCAGCUGUCACCAACUCCUUCAGCGCCUCCACAGGGCUUUCGGACAUGACAGCAACCUUUUCUCCCAGGACAAUUGAAAUUUGCUAAAGGGAAAGGGGAAACAAAGGGAAAAGGGAGAAAAAGAAACACAAGAGACUUAAAGGACAAGAGGAGGAGAUGGCGGUAGGAGAGGAGGGUUCCUCUUAGGUCAGAUGGAGGUUCUCAGAGCCAAGUCCUCCCUCUCUACUUGGAGUGGAAGGUCUAUUGGCCAACGACCCUUUUUGCCCACUUCCCCUUCCCCAAUUCCUAUUCCCUUUGACUUCAGCUGCCUGAAACAGCCAUGUCCAAGUUCUUCACCUCUAUCCAAAGAACUUGAUUUGCAUGGAUUUUGGAUAAAUCAUUUCAGUAUCAUCUCCAUCAUAUGCCUGACCCCUUGCUCCCUUCAAUGCUAGAAAAUCGAGUUGGCAAAAUGGGGUUUGGGCCCCUCAGAGCCCUGCCCUGCACCCUUGUACAGUGUCUGUGCCAUGGAUUUCAUUUUUCUUGGGGUACUCUUGAUGUGAAGAUAAUUUGCAUAUUCUAUUGUAUUAUUUGGAGUUAGGUCCUCACUUGGGGGAAAAAAAAAAAGAAAAGCCAAGCAAACCAAUGGUGAUCCUCUAUUUUGUGAUGAUGCUGUGACAAUAAGUGUGAACCUUUUUUUUGAAACAGCAGUCCUAGGUAUUCUCAGAGCAUGUGUCCGAGUGUUGUUCCGUUAACCUUUCUGUAAAUACUGCUCGACUGGACUCUCACAUGUGGCAAAAUAUGGUUUGGUUUUUCUUUUUUUUUUUUUUUUUAAAGUUUUUU